Messenger RNA from Rattus norvegicus (Norway rat), 2876 nucleotides. It is a transcript of the gene Tor1aip1, whose product is annotated as torsin 1A interacting protein 1. The record is from RefSeq and is a predicted model, not a curated record. Gene Ontology annotation, cellular component: nucleus; nuclear membrane; nuclear envelope. NCBI's taxonomy places the organism in Eukaryota, Metazoa, Chordata, Mammalia, Rodentia, Muridae. Gene Ontology annotation, molecular function: cytoskeletal protein binding; ATPase binding; ATPase activator activity.
UAAGAACUGAAGCUUGCCCUUUCCCAGAGCCUCUGGGUGCCAGGACCAGCGCCUCCUGUGGUGGGCAACUGGCCAUCAACAGAUUAGAACAGGCCACUUGUCCUACCACCUCCUGGUCGCCCCCACCUUCCCCUCCCUCAAGGCCAAGGACAGAGACGUCCUCCUCCCACUUCUCCUCCUCUUUGGUGCCUCCAGCCAGGAGGCGGGAGUGACCCACAGCAGCUGACCCAGCUCGGGCACUGCCUCUUCCACAGCCCUUAAAACACACCAUGGGCCCAGAGGCUGGUUUGUGGCACACUAGCGAGGACGCAGGAGGUGGCGCCGGCAACUCUCAACUGCCUCCCUGACCACUGUGACAACCUCCUCGAAGCCAUCGCCACCACCUGCAGUGGAAUCGAACCGCGGAAAGUCCAUCGUCCCUAUCGACCAACAGCUACGUAAACAACUAUGGCGGGAGAGAGGUGGCGGGCCGAGGGGCUGGGAGAAGGAUGGGCCAUCUACGUCACACCCAGAGCCCCCAUCCGGGAGGGAAGGCGGAGGCUCGCCACUCAAAAUGGCGACGGGAGUGACGCGCCUGCGUACGAAACUCAUCCGUCGCGCCACGGACGACGGGAAGUGAGGUUUUCAGAAGAGCCGCCAGAAGUGUACGGCGACUUCGAGCCCCGGGCGGCCAAAGAAAGGUCUCCGGGGGAAAGACGAACCCCGCCAGAAAAGUUCCGGUCGGAUUCUGCGAAAGAGGAAGUGAGAGAAAGCGCUUACAAUCUUCGGUCUCGACAACGGAGGCAGCGGGGACCCCAGGAAGCCGAGGAGAUGAAGACGCGGAGGUCUACUCGUCUGGAGCAGCACUCACAGCAGGCGCAGCAGCAGCUGUCACCGGCUACGAGCGGGCGAGGAUUACGGGACGCUCAGUCCUUAAGUGAGGACCGCGGAGAGGAUGAACCUUCUUCCCAACCUGUUACAAGCCAAACAGUCUCAAAGAAAACUGUCAGGACACCAGAGACUUCAGUGAUGAGUGAAGAUCCUAUCAGUAACUUAUGCAGACCCCCAUUAAGAAGCCCAAGACCUGACGCUUCCAUUGUCCAACACAUCAACCCCUUUGAGGAAGAUGAAGCCGCAGUAGCAGCCGGUCACCAUCCAGACUCACUGUGGGGGUUACCACACAGUCGGGGGGACUUCACAGCUCAUGAGAAUCAACCCUCACUGCUGCCCACAGGAUGUCAAAAAAACCCUCAAGAGUGGGUUGAACAAGCUGUGAGAAUGAGGACUAGAAUGGCAUAUAACAACAUUCAGAAAUCAGACUUUGGAAACCAAUCUCCAUCAACCUCCAGGCAACAAGCAGCUGUACAACCCCCAGAUGAGUCUUCUGUCAAGAUAAAAUGGUGGCUGCUGAUACUUGUUGCUGCUCUGGCCAUGGGAAUAUAUUGGUUCUUUCAUACUCCUGUAGUAGAAACCACUGCUGUUCAAGAAUUCCAGAACCAGAUGAAGCAGCUCCAGUCUAAGUACCAGAGUCAAGAUGAGAAACUGUGGAAGAGAGGCACAACAUUCCUAGAAAAACAUCUGAAUAGCUCCCUCCCUCGGCCCCAGCCUGCCAUCCUGCUGCUCACUGCAGCUCAGGAUGCUGCGGAAGUGCUCAAGUGUCUGAGUGAACAGAUCGCCGAUGCCUACUCUUCCUUCCGCAGUGUCCGUGCCAUCCGGAUCGACGGAGCAGGCAAAGCUGCUCAAGACAGUGACCUCGUUAAGCACGAAGUCGAUCAGGAACUGACAGAUGGAUUUAGAAAUGGCCAGAAUGCAGCUGUGGUCCACCGCUUCGAAUCCCUGCCUGCAGGCUCAACCUUGAUCUUCUAUAAAUACUGUGACCAUGAAAACGCAGCCUUCAAAGAUGUGGCCCUCGUCUUGACGGUACUGUUGGAGGAGCAGACGCUGGAAGCCAGUCUAGGCCUAAAGGAAAUUGAGGAGAAAGUGAGGGAUUUCCUUAAAGUCAAGUUCACCAGCUCUGACACGGCCAACUCCUACAACCACAUGGACCCAGACAAGCUCAAUGGACUCUGGAGCCGCAUCUCCCACCUCGUGCUGCCCGUGCAGCCUGAGAAUGCUCUGAAAGCAGGCAGCUGCUUAUGAGGGAAAGAAGCGGAAAUCCUGUCUCGAGUUUGAACCAUUUUCAGACUUUGUAACCAGAGACGGAUUUUGGAGCAGUUUUUGAAAACUGGUUUCUUUUUAAAGGAAGUAAAGUUCAUACAUAAAGGUGGAAUAACUAAAUCAUUUAUGCAGCCUACUUCUCUGUGAUUUGGGAGAAUCGUUUUUCUAUUUCCACCUAGAACCAUGUUAAAGAUAUUUAGCAUAGUGCACAGUAUAUGCAGUCCCCGAGUGUCUGCUACCUUGAUUCUGGCCGAAUCAUUCUUGCUGUGUGACCAGCGAGAAGGGCUAGGUUCCUCUCUCAAGCAAUCAGCUUUCUAUUGAAUUUUGGAUUUGUGUUUGUGACCUUAUUAAUGUCUGACAACCCCCUAAUUGUAGCUAUGGAUUUCCCUGUUACUUCUUCUCUCAUACCAUUGAAAUGUGUGGUCCUUAGUUUCUACCUAUAAAAAUAAAACUGGGUGUGCAGUUUAGCCAGCCCCUCCCCCACUGGUUUGUAGAGAGGGAGACAAGGGUGUGGGAGGUAGAAAGAGAAGAGAAAUUGUUUAAUAGAGAAGGGAAGGAAGGAAGGUAAAAAGAUGUUGCAAGCUGGGCAUGGUAAGCCAGCCUGUUAUCCCAGUAUUGUCCCAGUAGUCAGGAGGAGCAGAGGUUCAAGGUCAGCCUCAUCUAUAGAGUGAGUUUUCUGCCACCUGGACUACAUGAGACACUGUCUUAAAAAAAAUAAAAAUAAAAAAUUUUAAUUUAAA